Messenger RNA from Sesamum indicum (sesame), 891 nucleotides. The record is from RefSeq and is a predicted model, not a curated record. Lineage: Eukaryota; Viridiplantae; Streptophyta; Magnoliopsida; Lamiales; Pedaliaceae.
AUGAUGCAGGCCAAGGCUGCCUCAACGCCACUCCCCUCUGGCAUCAAAUUAAGCUCGGAUGCAGGUGCUCUACUUCGUAAUCCUGAUUCCUUCAGGCGUCUUGUGGGCAGGUUGCUUUAUUUAAGUUUCACCAGACCGGAUAUUUCCCACGCCGUUCAACAGUUGAGCCAAUACUUGAACCAUCCCUGUGACGCACACUGGAAUGCUGCUCUCCAUGUCGUCAAAUAUCUCAAAGGAUGCCCCUCACUUGGGUUGUUUCUCCCUGCUGAUAAUUCUCUGGUUUUGCAGGGGUAUUGUGAUGCCGACUGGGCAUCAUGCUCGGAUUCUAGGCGAUCCUUAACCGGUUUUUGUCUCUUCCUUGGACCUGCUCUCAUUUCCUGGAAAACAAAGAAACAAUCAACUGUUUCUAGGUCUACCGCGGAGGCGGAGUAUCGCAGCCUCGCAGCUACGGUUUGUGAACUCCGUUGGAUAUCUUACUUGCUCGCAGAUAUUGGCGUACAUGUUUCUUUGCCUAUCUCUUUGUUUUGCGAUAACAAGGCUGCGUUACACAUUCUUGCUAAUCCGGUUUUUCACGAGCGCACUGAACACAUCGAGAUUGACUGUCAUCUUGUUCGCAAUGCUUAUAAGGAGGGGUUCAUUGAUCCUGUCUUAGUUCGCAGUUUUGCUCAACUCGCAGAUGUUUUUACCAAGGCGCUUCCACUGAAGGUGUUUGGCUCUUUUUUAUCCAAGUUGGGCUUGGUGUCUUUUGCCCCCAGUCCCACUUGUGGGGGGGCUGUUGGAUCUUCUUCCAUUGAUGGAGUUCAUGACUACAUUACCACCAUAGAUGAUCAUCAAAGUGCUGCGGUAGAUGCAGGUGCUGGAGCUACAGCUGAUAUGUUGGACAGAGGAUAA